Asparagus officinalis (garden asparagus) is the source of this 2348-nucleotide messenger RNA. RefSeq lists its product as uncharacterized. The transcript has 5 exons. Gene Ontology annotation, biological process: regulation of photomorphogenesis. The record is from RefSeq and is a predicted model, not a curated record. The coding region runs from base 288 to 2054 and encodes 588 amino acids. Lineage: Eukaryota; Viridiplantae; Streptophyta; Magnoliopsida; Asparagales; Asparagaceae.
GUUCUAUGGCCUAAGAAUGGCCUCGUACUCGCAGCGUCAUCGAUCACUUCACGUAUUCAUAAAUAAUCAAUAAAUAUAUAAGUGUUUCCAAAUACGAGGUGGGCAAGUCCCCUCUUCUCUAGUUCACUCGUUUCACUUAUUUGCAGUACAGAGCUUUGGAUAUUGCCUCUCUUUUCUUCUUCUUCAAGCUUGGAAUUUCUGAGGGAUCGGGAUCUUAUCUAAUACUUCCAGAAGUUUGAAACUGGUAAAUUUUAUGCCCAACAGCGAACGGUCACUCAAAGAAUAUCAUGUCAGAUGAUGUCUCUGUAAGAUACAGAAACAGGGAAGUUUUUGAGUUCGUAAUGGACGAUACAGAUACUUUAGAAUCCGUGCAUCCUUAUCAAUUGCAAUGGAUGGCUCACUGGACUCAAGCUAGCAGCAGUUCAUCUAAAGAUCGAACACCACACUGUCGCUCUCCGGCUGAAACUAUGAAUAGUUGGAGACAAGACUUCGGCAAACAAAAUCGAACAUCUUAUAUGCUUCAGUCAAUAGAAGCUGGAGGAGGUGAUCAUGGGAGAUUUAGGAUCAUUAAGAAUGCUGUACUGCAGAAUAAUCAUGGAAGCUCAUAUCAUUUUCAAAGUUUAUAUAGUCCAACUUCGGAGGGGACAAAUUUUCCAAUGCUUGAUAUUAACAGGAAGAUAGAGACUAUCAUGGCUCCAAAGAAAACGACUAGCUCUACUACUAUAGCAGAUAGAAUGACGGGACAACUGUUACCCAUGAGUCGAUCUCUAUUAGAUCUAAAUUCGAUCAAAUUUGCAUCUGAAGGGCAUCAGCAUCUAAAAAAGAAUAUCACACAAGUUGAUAAAAAGACGAGGUCAUAUGAGUCUGUACAAGGAUUACAACAUUAUAUGUGCCGUAGUCCAACUAUGAACGAUGAGGAAAAUGACCCUUUUUGCUCCGGCCUAGCAUUCAAAGAGCACUUUGCAAAUGCAAACCUCACUUACUUAAAACAUGAGCUGUGCAAUGGUUCCAAAAAUGGAUCAAGUCCUUGUCCUGGUGAUGUUCCUCAUUUAUGUCUACCUCAAGAAUGCAACGAAGAAAGAGAAAGUCUUUGCGGCAAGAAAAAAAACAAUCUUGGCUUGAGCAAACAUAAAAUGUCAAGUUCCUCAACUAUUGAUAGUAGGAAAGGAAAACCUGAUAAGUUCUCAAAUGUCGCUCAAUACCUGAGUGUGGAUUUGCACAAUAAAGAACAAACUGCUGGAGGUUCAACAGUUUCUGCUAAUGUCGAAGGGACUGCUUUCUUUGAAAAGUUUACUUUACCUGCAAUAUCACACUAUCAUGGCCAGAGAGAACAUAGUUUUCGAAAUCUUAGCUCAACCAACAGUAUGGAAGGUGCUGAUGGAAUUAGUUCCCAAUCUAUGAACAAAGGAAUUGACUGCACUCUUGAAACUGAUACUGUGCAAAUGUAUGUUCAAGGGAAACCAAGAUCUCCUGAAGUUGGAAGUUCUUUCGAAUCACAUAAGGAUCUUGUGCAUGGUAACUUGAAAAGCUCUGAGACACCAGCAGAUACAUCCAGGGCAGAAAGCACAGGUUCCCUGUUAGGGAAACCAUCCAAUCCUCCAACUGAACCAAACUGGAAAUGGGUUAAGCGUCUCCGCUCAAAUUCGUUGGAUCCUGUAUCCCAAUGUAGCAAGAGAUUAAAAAAGGGAGAUGCUUCUUCUGGCGGCAAAAUGCAAAAUCUCCUCGGUGGAGCAGUGACUUACAACAAAUCUAUCUCCGAUCUGCCCGAGUGUCGCCAACUUGAUAAAACAACAUUCUUCCCUAAAAAUGGUGAAUGCUCUCCGUCGGAUUCAAAAGUAAUUCCUUGGAUCCGGAGAUGGUGUCGAAAUAGUAAAGCAACAGCUUCAUCCAUGCCAGUGAUAUGUGAGCCUGAGAAUUCAAAAGUAUUGCCUGAAAAGUUAGAAGCAAAGCAAAUCCCAAGUCUGGCUGCAAUGGCAUUGAUGGGUAAACAAGUGACCAAUUUUCGUCCUUGCGAGUUUCGGAAAAGGGGGUCUUCUGUCGUUUGGAAUACGUGAAGGAUACGUUAAGCUGCAGGUGGAUAUGAUAUGGUUAACAGAUGGAGAUAUAAAGCUUUGGUGCUGAAUCUGAGAUAUUACUGAAUCAGGAGAUUAAGGGUAUUCGCGCGGUAUAAAGUUCUCUGGAGGUUGCCAGAAGAUAUUUCAGACAUUUGUUAUCAGGACCCCGCUGUUCGCUUAUUUGUGCUACUUUGUAACAAUACAUUUGUUUGUACGCUGCAAUAUGCUCUCGUUGUGAUACUAUCAAUUUGUUGCUCUUGCGAAAAUAUAAGCGACAGAUUUCUGGCUGUUUUA